Molecule: messenger RNA, 321 nt
Organism: Nakaseomyces glabratus
Lineage: Eukaryota; Fungi; Ascomycota; Saccharomycetes; Saccharomycetales; Saccharomycetaceae
Gene: BLS1
Product: Bls1p
Source: RefSeq, a predicted model, not a curated record
AUGCCUCCUUCAACCGAACUAGAUGCGCUUGUUGACAAGAUAGUCAACGAUCACUCCUUGAGUGAGCCAGGACAGUCUUUGAAAGAGUUGGGAGAUAAUGGAAAGUAUAUUAUGGAUGUACAGAUGAAAAAAUUGUUGAAGUUGCAUGAUCAGAGUUUUAUAGAGAGAUGCUUCACACCUAUGGAGGAGCUGAAAAAUAGAUAUGCUAAAGUUAAAGAAAGGAGUGGAGACUUACAGAAAGAAGCUGAAUUAGUGGAUAGAGAUAUACGGAUAAUUGAAAUGGCAAUCCAGGAUAUCAAUAAAAAUAAAUCACAUCAGUGA